AUGUCUGGAAGAGGAAAGGGUGGAAAGGGACUCGGAAAGGGGGGCGCCAAGCGCCACCGCAAAAUUCUCAGGGAUAAUAUUCAAGGGAUAACGAAGCCGGCUAUUCGCCGUUUAGCCAGACGUGGUGGCGUAAAGCGAAUUUCUGGGUUAAUAUAUGAAGAAACGAGAAAAGUCUUGAAAAUAUUUUUAGAAAACAUAAUUCGUGACGCCGUCACCUACACUGAGCAUGCCAAGAGGAAGACGGUUACCGCUAUGGAUGUCGUAUAUGCCUUAAAGAGGCAAGGGAGGACGUUGUAUGGCUUUGGAGGCUAA
Messenger RNA from Zophobas morio, 312 nucleotides. Its product is annotated as histone H4-like. Gene Ontology annotation, cellular component: nucleosome. Gene Ontology annotation, molecular function: structural constituent of chromatin; DNA binding; protein heterodimerization activity. Bases 1 to 312 code for a protein of 103 amino acids. The transcript has a single exon. Gene Ontology annotation, biological process: nucleosome assembly. The record is from RefSeq and is a predicted model, not a curated record. Lineage: Eukaryota; Metazoa; Arthropoda; Insecta; Coleoptera; Tenebrionidae.